This is a messenger RNA of Hypoxylon trugodes, 2243 nucleotides long. RefSeq names its product 26S proteasome subunit P45. The record is from RefSeq and is a predicted model, not a curated record. Gene Ontology annotation, biological process: proteasome-mediated ubiquitin-dependent protein catabolic process. Gene Ontology annotation, cellular component: proteasome regulatory particle, base subcomplex. The transcript has 4 exons. Gene Ontology annotation, molecular function: ATP binding; ATP hydrolysis activity; proteasome-activating activity. Lineage: Eukaryota; Fungi; Ascomycota; Sordariomycetes; Xylariales; Hypoxylaceae. Bases 302 to 1684 code for a protein of 460 amino acids.
CAAUUAAGUAAGUACUAGGUAAACCAGCGAGCAGUUACAACGAGCUCCGAACCUUCAACUCUCAAUUAGUUCGCCUCGUCGUUAAACAUUCAAUCUCGACGAAAAAACAUACUUCCUUCGUUAUCAACAUCAUCCAUUUGUUGGUAUUCCCGGGUCGCCUCACCAUCGUGGGCCUACCACUCUUUCGUUAGUGUGUCGCUCGUAUCUAUUUAAUUCGUAAAAUUCUUACUUCGACGUAAACCAGCCUUAUCACCAAUCGCCUUACAUCACCUCACACCCAUCCAGGCAAUAGCUUGUCAAGAUGGGACAAAAUCAAUCUGGUAUGGGUGGCCCCGGCCAAGAUGGUCGAGAUGAGAAGGACAAGAAGAAGGAGAAGCCAAAGUACGAACCACCACCUCGCCCAACCACCCGCAUCGGUCGCAAGAAGAGAAAGGCUGCUGGUACUUCGGCUGCCGCCAAGCUUCCCGCAGUCUACCCGACCAGCCGAUGCAAGCUUCGCCUACUUCGAAUGCAACGAAUCCAUGACCAUCUAUUACUCGAAGAAGAAUUUGUCGAGAACCAGGAACGUCUACGAAAAGCGAAGGCUGCCAAGGACAACACUGGCCCGGCACCCGAUCUCGACGCCCCUGAUCGGAUGGCUGACGAGCGUGGCCGAGUCGAUGACAUGCGUGGUAGCCCAAUGGGCGUUGGCACUCUAGAGGAAAUGAUUGAUGACGAUCACGCUAUUGUUUCCAGCACAACUGGUCCCGAAUACUAUGUUAGCAUCAUGAGCUUCGUAGACAAGGAUUUGCUAGAGCCAGGCGCAUCCGUGUUGUUGCAUCACAAGAGCGUUUCUAUUGUCGGCGUUCUUACCGAUGACACGGACCCAGCCGUCAAUGUCAUGAAACUCGACAAGGCCCCAACCGAGUCAUACGCCGACAUUGGUGGUUUGGAACAGCAGAUCCAGGAAGUGAGAGAAUCCGUCGAACUACCCUUAUUACACCCCGAGCUGUACGAAGAGAUGGGUAUCAAGCCACCCAAGGGUGUUAUCCUCUACGGUGCUCCGGGAACCGGAAAGACGCUACUGGCGAAAGCGGUCGCCAACCAAACAUCUGCUACAUUCUUACGUAUUGUUGGAAGUGAGCUGAUCCAGAAGUAUCUUGGUGACGGUCCUCGACUUGUCAGACAGCUUUUCCAGGUCGCUGCAGAGAAUGCGCCCUCGAUUGUGUUUAUCGACGAAAUCGAUGCCAUCGGAACGAAACGAUACGAUUCGACAUCCGGUGGUGAGCGUGAGGUGCAACGAACCAUGUUGGAGCUACUCAAUCAGCUAGACGGCUUUGACGAUCGUGGUGAUGUCAAGGUUAUCAUGGCAACCAACAAGAUCGAGACACUCGACCCCGCAUUGAUUCGACCCGGCCGAAUCGAUCGUAAGAUCCUCUUCGAGAACCCAGACCAGAACACGAAGCGCAAGAUCUUCAACCUUCACACGAGCAAGAUGAGUCUCAACGAGGAUGUUGACCUGGAUGAGUUCAUCAGCCAGAAGGAUGAUUUAUCUGGAGCUGAUAUCAAGGCCAUAUGUUCCGAGGCUGGUUUGAUGGCUCUACGUGAACGUCGUAUGCGGGUGCAGAUGGCCGAUUUCAGGGCGGCGAGAGAGAGAGUUCUUCGUACCAAGCAAGAGGGCGAGCCCGAGGGUCUGUACUUGUAAUAGUAUCACGUAUUGUAUUCUAGGGAUCAUGAAGAGGAGGGAAACCACCGGUGGUGGCGGACGCGCGUCUGCGGGAUACGGGAUGGAAAUAGAUGAUAAUAGGAGACAUUAGCUACUGUUCCCCACCGCCAAAUAUUCUCGUUUUCCCCUUGAGAUAUGGAUUAUUUCCAUCGCUUGUCUUAUUCACAACGCUAUGAUUAUUACGCCAUAACGUUUGGUUUCAUUCUCAUACCUUUUCCUUAGCAGUAUUCGUCAAGAAAAUGAAGCAUAGUGCUGCAUAAUACCAUAUCCCGGAUAUGCCCGACUGCAGCUUCCAUUGCUAGAACAAGAACUUCGCCUCAGAAGCUUCCAGGUUAGCUUAGCUUCAACGUUCCCACUAACUAAGGUGGGUAGGUGCAUACCCAAUCCGUUGGAUAUCAGGCAGGUGGGCGGCGUUGGAUAAGUGUGUAACCAAUUAAUGUCGGUAUUAGAAGCUGCGCCUAUCAAUAUUAUAGCUCAAGUGUGGCGAUGACAUCAGCCCAUAACUUUUUCCCCCCUCCAUCAUUUUCUACUAUUUCCA